Molecule: messenger RNA, 633 nt
Organism: Carica papaya (papaya)
Lineage: Eukaryota; Viridiplantae; Streptophyta; Magnoliopsida; Brassicales; Caricaceae
Source: RefSeq, a predicted model, not a curated record
AUGGAAUCGAACCAGCAGGAUCCCGCGGACUCGAAAAGCUCGAGCUGCAAAGAGGAAACCGAUCAAAUUCGAUCAGAAAAUGAUCACGAUAUGGUCGCCGGUCGAUCCUACGAGUGUGUUUUUUGCAAGCGAGGUUUCACCACAGCACAGGCCUUAGGUGGUCACAUGAAUAUCCAUAGGAAAGAUCGAGCCAAGACGAGUAGCAGACCGAGCUCCAUGAUUGUCCCUAAUUCCGUUUCAGCAGGAUCUAAAGUUGAUCAUGAUGAUGAUGAUGAUCGUCAUAAUUUGUUUCCUAAUUUGAUCCAUAGAUGUCCAGUAUCUGAUCAUGAUCUACAAUUCUUUCCUCAUGUUAAUUACCAAACAUUUUUUCCUGCACCAUCAUGGAAACCUCCUUACACUUUGAAUAGUGGCGAUGUGUAUGUUCCGAUAUUGAAUCAAUUUCAUUUGAAGAAAUUUGAAGACGACGAUCAUGGGGAUUGUUGGAGAGGAGCUCUCAGCUUAGGAGUCGGUUCUUCGCCGCAUGUCGAUGGCCAUGGCCGUGGCCAUGAUCGGGAGAAAAGAGAAAGGGGAAGUGAUGGGGAAGAUGAUGAGUUGGAUUUGGAGCUUCGACUGGGUCAUCAUGAUCAUCGGUGA